Messenger RNA from Oncorhynchus mykiss (rainbow trout), 2125 nucleotides. Its product is annotated as cytosolic carboxypeptidase 6. Gene Ontology annotation, molecular function: metallocarboxypeptidase activity; zinc ion binding. Gene Ontology annotation, biological process: proteolysis. The record is from RefSeq and is a predicted model, not a curated record. NCBI's taxonomy places the organism in Eukaryota, Metazoa, Chordata, Actinopteri, Salmoniformes, Salmonidae.
GUGUGUUGUGCAAAAAUGGAAAGGAAGAUGGAGGAGAACGUGAGAGACGUCGACACCGGCAGUGAAGCUGGAAGAGAGGAAGCCUUAGUGGGCAAUGUGAACAAGCUGAUGGUUACUCCAACAGGAUACACAGGAGUUUCACGGAAAAGCCACCUUGUCUUUGAUGCUUGCUUCGAGAGUGGUAACCUUGGACGUGUUGACUGCAUCAGUGAAUUUGAGUUUGACCUUUUCAUCAGACCGGACACCUGUAACCCUCGCUUCAGAGUAUGGUUCAACUUCACAGUGGAGAAUGUACAGGAAACACAGAGGGUGAUUUUCAACAUUGUCAACUUCAGCAAGACCAAGAGCCUGUACAGGGAUGGCAUGUCUCCCGUGGUGAAGUCCACCAGCCGGCCUAAAUGGCAAAGACUCCCAGCUAAGAAUGUGUACUACUACCGUUGCCCUGACCAUCGGAGGAACUAUGUGAUGUCCUUCGCCUUCUGUUUUGACCGAGAGGAUGAUGUGUACCAGUUUGCCUACUGCUACCCCUACACCUACACCAGACUGCAGCACUACCUGGACAGCUUGGAGCGCAGGAACCUGGACUACCUGCAGAGAGAGCAGCUGGGGCUCAGUGUGCAACAGCGACGUCUAGAUCUCCUAACCAUCACCAGCCCUGCUCAACAGAAUCCAGCGAAGCAGAAGAAGCUUGUUGUUCUCACAGCCCGUGUACACCCUGGGGAGUCGCCUGCAUCCUUCAUCUGUCAAGGAGUGAUUGACUUCCUGGUCAGCCAGCACCCUGUAGCUGUAAUCCUGCGUGACCAUGUGAUCUUUAAGAUUGUACCCAUGCUCAACCCUGAUGGGGUCUACUUAGGCAACUACAGGUGCUCUCUUAUGGGUUUUGAUCUGAACCGUCACUGGCAGGAGCCGUCCCCCUGGGUCCACCCCACCCUCCACGCCGUCAAACAGCUUAUUGUCCAGCUCAGUCAAGACGCAGUGGGUCUGGAGUUCUACAUUGAUGUGCACGCCCACUCCACCAUGAUGAAUGGCUUCAUGUACGGGAACGUGUUUGAGGAGGAGGAGAGAGUCCAGAGACAGGCCGUGUUCCCUCGCCUGCUCUGCCAAAACGCCCCAGACUUCUCCUUCUCCAACACAUCGUUUAACCGUGAUGUUGUGAAAGCUGGCACCGGGAGGCGCUUCCUGGGCGGCCUGCUGGACGACAUGUCCUACUGCUACACCCUGGAGGUGUCCUUCUACAGCUACAUGGCAGCAGGGAGCACGGCGCCCGUUCCCUACACAGAGGACACCUACAUGAAUCUGGGAAGAAAUGUUGCCCGCACAUUCCUCGACUACUACAGGCACAACAACUUCAUUGAUGACAACAAACCACAAACCCCAAAUCACAUCAACAGUACAGAGGUAUUGUCCCAGGGUCGACAGGGGAAUGGAAUUGGGAAUGAGAAGACCUUGGGGGGUGAGAGAGGAGCAGAGAGGAAGAACCUAGACUACUAGGCACCAGGCAGUGCCACAACAUACUGGAAACACCAGUCCAGUCUGACUACUCUAUAGGGGCUCUGGACUCACAGGCCUAUACUACAUCCACACAGCCCUCAUGAAAAUUAGAUGCACCAGCCUGAGAUAAAGGACUCCUUUUCACAAAGGAUCAAGUUUGGAUAGCAUGUUAAUUGAAGGACAUUUACCCAUGGGGCUUCAUUAGAGCAAGUUUCUCUGACGUUGUAUGAAAUGUAUGGGUACGAUCAAGCUGACACAUAUACAGCUCAUGCUCCAUUUGAGGACUUCAUAUGUCAUUCUUAUAUAUUACCAUAAUGUGCUUUUUCCUUUUUAGGUGUUGCUUUUUAUUCGAAUGCAUUUAUGUACUGUAUGUCAUUGUAAAUAAGUGCAUGUGUUUUCUCUUGUAUGUAACUUAUUGUGUGUUUAUCUUGCCUCUCUCUAUCAUACAUUAUUUGGAAUGGGAGGGGUAACCCAUUUUUGGGUAGUCACUACCUUAUCAGUAGCUAAGUAUUGUGUUGAUAAAAACUAUAAAAUAUAACACACAUUUGUAAGUUUGUCAAAUUAAUGUUCAGUCAGUCUUAUUGUAUUAGUUUACACAGCUGUUUGUGAUUAAAAGAAACAAACUUGGGUUCAA